AUGGGGAAGACCACCUACGCCCCGAUUGUGGCAGCAGAACUCCGCACCCAGUUGGAACAGUGGCAUACACACCUUCACCCAAGCGUCAAGUUUUCGGGGACGGAACCGCUGCUGGAUCCCCAAAAGGCCUUCCUCCAGGCCCAGUACUACGCCGCACAUUGUCAGAUCAACUGGACGUAUGUUUUGCGCAUCUUGACUGCUCCCCCUUCCGAUUGGGAAAGUGAAGAAUCCAUCUCCAUGUUGAACUCUGCCGAGCUUGCCAUCCAGUAUGCGAUCCUACACUUGCGCAGUUUGGAGGCUCUUUUGCAGGACAGACACCUCAUGCUGUUCACUAACCAGAUCUCAUGUUUCGCAUUUACCACAAUGUUAUUGUGUACCGUCGACCAUCCGAAAUUGAUGCAAUGUCAACACCCUCCGACCAGCAUGGCAGCCGCCCAACGAGCACGAGACCUUCUCACCGUGUGGGCCGACGAGGACACCAACGUGAGCGCCAUGGUCAGCAGACUAGAUGACUUACUAGCUCAAAAGAAGAGAUCUUGA
Molecule: messenger RNA, 540 nt
Organism: Capronia coronata CBS 617.96
Lineage: Eukaryota; Fungi; Ascomycota; Eurotiomycetes; Chaetothyriales; Herpotrichiellaceae
Exons: 2
Coding region: 1-540 (179 amino acids)
Source: RefSeq, a predicted model, not a curated record